AUAUUCGUGAAGCCGCCUCAGUGUCGGCCAGUUUCAGUUCCAACGCGUACGUUCAAAAUGUGUAAUGUGUGUACCCGUGACACGCCGAUACCGGCGCCAGCCAAACCCAACAAGGCUCUCGAACGAUUAAAGAAAAAACACAACAUCAUCACCGACCCCUCCAAUGAGGAGAAGCAGCGGGAAGUGGCCUACCAACCGGAUUUGUUGGCGAUUUCCACGCAGUUUUCCAAAAUCGCAUAUGAUGCGUUUAAAGAGGUGAUGGUGCGCCUGCAAGAGACCAAGGCUUAUGUCAUUGCCACCAAGACUUCGCAGCCGUUCCACGUGCUCCUCGCGAUGCUAGUGGUCACUGCGUGGCUAACACGGCCCGGUACGAGCGGCAGCUUGCGCGGUUGGCGGGCGCUCUAUGUUGGAGCGGUAGCCACGCAUUUGGGAGCGCAGAUAUGGAUGACUUUGGUCUCCGGUAUCGUGCUCUACUUCUCGCUCCCUCGCCACGAGUUCGGGCGCGUGCAGACCGUCUUGUUCCCGGUGUACUACGCCUUCAACGCUGGCGUGAGUUUGCUGGCCGUGCUUGCGUACUUCAGAACGCAAUGCCUCACUCACUUUGUUAAUACGUCCUGGGUACAGCUAGCGCUACUGCUAGUAGUAUUCAGUAUCGAAGCGUAUGUCCGGUUCCGGCUAGUCGCGCCGAUGCUGCGCGCCAAACAUGUCAAAACUCAGAUGGAGGAGGCAGCAGGCGGUGGGCAAGAGAUCGGCCGCCUUUUACUGGGCGAGUUGGCUCACUGUCCCCGCUACCUUCGCGUCUUGAAGACCUUCAGGACGUACCACUCCUCCAUCGCCAUGGGCACCAUGAUCACUCUCGGCUGCUCCUUCUACUCGACCAUGAUCCUAGUUGACUCUAUGUGCCAGUGAACAUACGCUAAAUAACAUUUGAACAUCCUUCUAAAAGUAUUAAGCAACUAUGUAUAAUCUGUUGCAAUUAUGUUUAAUCUGUAUUCAGUUAGCAUUGUCUAUUAACUCCACUUUAAUAGUAUUUCUUAAUAAUCUGUAAAAUUGUGUUUUCUGAUUUCUAUGUAAGAACUAUUUCUGCAACUUAGACUUUCUCAAAACUAUCGAAUAAUUAUAACUUUAUUAAAUAUUUCCGCGUUUUUCUUUUCUUUAUUCCAAUCUUAAAAAUAUUUUAAGACUAGUAGGAAUACGAAAUUGAUUUGAGAACGUUUAAGUGUGCGUUUUAUUAAUGCAAUGUACUUUAGUUCCAGUCAGGCUGUGAAGUCUGUUUAUUGAUAGUAUGAUUAUGAUUAUUAGUUAGUAGAAAUUAUUAAAUUGACUUGAAAAUUGUAUACGAAGCGCUGGUCGCUAAUAUAUCUAAGAAUUAUUAUAAAAAUUUAAAAUUUAUACAAAUAUCAUAGGAAUUGAGAUAUAACGUACCUCCAUAUAAUUACGUUGUUUUAUUCAAAUAUCUCAAAACCGAAUGAAGGUAAAUUUUAUUAAAUUUAUAAAUUAUAGAUUAUUUUUAGUUUUACGGCACUUGUAUUCUUGCCAUUUAGAAAAUUCUAGUAACGUUUAAUUUAUGGCCGCAGCCAAUAUAAGCUGCUUGAUUAAAAGCCAUGUCCAAACUUACACUGCCAAGAAAUAUAAUUAACUAUGAAUAAAAAUUAUAUUAUUGAAAAAUCGAAUUUCUUACAUUUUAUUUACGUUAUUGUAGAAUUACAUGAAAAAGGCAACACACACACACUUUGAAUGUCAACAGUUUUAUUAUUAAAAUUGCACCUUCUUUAGAUUACAAUUUGUCAGCUUAAAAUAUUUAUCUAUACCAAAAAGCGACUGCGUUUCUGUGAUAUGACGAUAAACAAUAAAUUGGACAAUAGGAACUAAUAUUCAUAGUACUACUAUAUAGUUUAAAAAUGGCAACAGGAAUGUUAUAGUAAUUAAUAAUGCUUGUUAUUUAUAACACUAACAGAUAUUGCAGUGUGUGGUAGAGAAUUUGUUCAACAUCUAGUCAGGAAUAAUCGUGUGUGAUCGUAAAAUUGCAGUAUUACUAUUGCUUUUAAUGAAAUCUGAUACACGUUCUGUGCAAUGUUCGAAUAAGUUUAUAGUCUAUGGCAAAAUGGCGGGAUUUUGGAGGUACCUGAAUAAAUAUCACAAAAUUGCAUUAUGAUAAAUUUUUCAAUCAAAUAGUUUUUCUAUGUUGUGUUAACUACAUCAUUAUAUUUUUUUUGUCGUAAGUUUAAACAAUUAUUAUCUGCUCAUAAUUUCGUUCCCACUGCAGGGAAACGGGCCUUCUAUGAGUGUGAAAUCAAUAAUUUAUUAUUUUUACUUGUUCUGCCAUUUGUCAUACAAUAUUUUGCAAAACACACGAUCAAGCAGCUUACGCCAUAGCUGAGUUCGGUAUGAAUAUAACUUUCUAUAUAAAAUAGAUUUAGAAUUAUAAGUGUGUGUAACUUGUGUAUUAAAUUAAUCUAUAAAUAGAUUUAACGAUGAUCUGAAUGUUUAGGUAAGGUUUUUGUUAUUUAUUCGAGAGAAUGAUGGAAGUAAAAUAAAUAAUGGAGAUAUAUA
Colias croceus (clouded yellow) is the source of this 2553-nucleotide messenger RNA. Its product is annotated as transmembrane protein 205. The transcript has 5 exons. Bases 58 to 909 code for a protein of 283 amino acids. The record is from RefSeq and is a predicted model, not a curated record. NCBI's taxonomy places the organism in Eukaryota, Metazoa, Arthropoda, Insecta, Lepidoptera, Pieridae.